Suillus subaureus is the source of this 1015-nucleotide messenger RNA. RefSeq lists its product as uncharacterized. NCBI's taxonomy places the organism in Eukaryota, Fungi, Basidiomycota, Agaricomycetes, Boletales, Suillaceae. The transcript has 3 exons. Bases 271 to 882 code for a protein of 203 amino acids. The record is from RefSeq and is a predicted model, not a curated record.
GCAACGGUACCUAUUGUCAUCACUGGCAGAUAAGAUAGUUGCUCAACUCUUCGAUUUCGCAGACAUCAACUAUGAGUAUGUGAACAAUCUACCUUGUAAUUCUUAUUUGUGCUUAAUACACGUGCGUGCGAGUAUAGAUAUCGGGCGGAACAUCCUUCAAAUUUUCUCAGUCGUCCCUGUUGUUUAAUGUUAAAUAUCCAGAAAAUCCAACUUUCUUUUCCCCUCAAGAACUUCAACAGUUCGUCCGACAGCCCUUCUUAGUUUGCAGUCAUGUUGGCCGAUGAUUCAUAUAGCACUACGUCUACCAAUGUUGAGCUGGCAUGUAUUCCAGAUGAUACCACUGGCUUGGAGCGCAUAAUGCUUGCGGCACAGGGCGAUUUACAGAGGUUAAUGAGUUCAUAUUUUGGCCGCCCUAUCUUUAUCGAACUUAUCUACGCGCACUGCUCUUCUCGUCUUACGCCAGCAAGUCCAGAGAACCCCAUCACACAAUCACGACAGGUGCAUCUCGUGUGUGCAUCAUGCACUGUCUGCAUUGCAACAUCCACUGUUACCAUCACCUCUCCCCAAUGCGAACGUCUAUUUCUUGACGAAAAAUUCCCAAUCGGGCAGACUUUCCGACGACUUAAUCGUACUCCGAAGUUUAGUCUCCUCAACGUAGAGACAAAAGCAAUCAAUGGAAAGCGUGAACUUCGGAGGACGUAUAAGCUGGAAACCGAGGGCUUCGUUGCAGAAAUCUUGGAAGUAUUUCCGGACAGAGACAUGUUCGUCCGUGGCGAGGCAUGGCUGAUGGAGCGGGGGGCUAACUUAGAUACCACUUGCACUAUCGCAACAGACAAAAAACCCGAGUGGCUGUCCGUACGCAAAGGAAAUGUUGUUCAUUAGGGCUUGAACAACUUCCACAUACAUUAUGUAAUAUGUUGCCUCAUCAUUUAUGCGACAAGGUACUUACUAUAUAGGGGCCUGAGUCAGGCAUCAGUAGCGUAGUCAGCCAAUGGAAAUUCAUUACAGUCGUUUU